Messenger RNA from Populus nigra (black poplar), 4697 nucleotides. Its product is annotated as ferredoxin, root R-B2-like. Lineage: Eukaryota; Viridiplantae; Streptophyta; Magnoliopsida; Malpighiales; Salicaceae. The record is from RefSeq and is a predicted model, not a curated record. Gene Ontology annotation, molecular function: 2 iron, 2 sulfur cluster binding; ADP binding; electron transfer activity. Gene Ontology annotation, cellular component: plastid. The transcript has 6 exons. The coding region runs from base 81 to 3749 and encodes 1222 amino acids. Gene Ontology annotation, biological process: defense response to other organism; electron transport chain.
ACCUUAUCGAUUUCACCUCUACUGUUUCCGAACUUUCAAAGCAUCUCCCUCUUAUCAUCAAUAGUUACCACAGGGAAAAUAUGGCUGACUUUUCCCUUGCAUACGCAACCGAGGAGAUCUUGAAAAGGGUUAGUUCACUUGCUGCUCAAGGGAUCAGUCUUGCAUGGGGAUUUAAGAGAGAUAUGAAAAGGCUGGAGGAGUCAUUGAUCAUGAUUCGGGCAGUGUUACAAGAUGCUGAAAAAAAGAGAGUUACAGGUGAAUCCGUGAGGCUUUGGUUGGAGGACCUACGAGACGUAGCUUACGAUGCUGAAGAUGUGCUGGAUGGGUUUAAUUAUGAGAUUCUUCGCCGGAAGUUAAAGAUUCAAAACAGUCUGAAAGGGAAGGUACGCCGCUUCUUCUCUCCCUCCAACCCAGUAGCAUUUCGUCUGAGUACGGCCCUAAAAGUUCAAAAGAUCAAGGAGUCCUUAGAUGAGCUUGGAAAUAAAGCAAAUAGGUGUGGGCUUGGAGUUCUAUCUGUAGAUACAGCUUCUCAACCUAGCCCGAACCCAAAGACAGAUUCUUUCCUUGGCAGCUCAGAAUUUGUCAUAGGAAGGGAUGAUGAUGUCUCUAAAAUCAUCAACUUGUUGGUUAGCUCUUGCAGCAAACAAGUUCUUUCUGUUAUUCCUAUAGUGGGAACGGCUGGGCUCGGAAAGACCACCGUAGCCAAAAAGGUGCACCAAGAAGUUAAAGGUAGAAAACUUUUUGAUGUAACAUUUUGGAUUUGUGUUUCUGAUAGUUUUGACGAUGAAAGGAUUUUAGGGGGAAUGCUGCAAACUCUUAAUGAAAACACUGGUGGGAUAAGUGAAAUAAAUGCAAUAAUGACACAUCUUGAAAGAGAGUUGAAGAAUAAGAAAUUUCUUCUUGUACUUGAUGAUGUGUGGAAUGAAGGAUGUGAGAACUGGGGGAGUUUAAAGGAUCGUCUGUUGAAAAUUAGUGGGAGUAAUAGGAAUGCUGUUGUUCUUACGACUCGUCUUCCAGUGGUAGCAUCCAUAAUGGAGAGUCCUCCUGAAUAUAGCUAUAAACUGGAACGACUGUCAGAUGAUCAAUGUUGGUCAAUUAUUAGGGAAAUAGUGUCUAGAAAUGGAGGAGAGUCAAUUCCUUCAGAAUUGGAGGCUAUCAGAAUAGAUAUUGAAAAAAAGUGUGGGGGAGUGCCAUUAACUGCUACUAUUUUAGGGGGGGUGUUGCUUUCUGAAAAGGAAAAGGAAAAAUGGAGGUCAACAAUAGACAGCGAUGCUUUUGAGAUGUUAAGUCAUAAUGAUCGAGUUUUACCUAUAUUGAAAUUAAGUUUUGAUCAUUUGCCUUCUACAUCUCUGCAACGCUGUUUUGCUUAUUGUUCUAUUUUUCCUAAAGAUUUUGAGUUUGAAAAGGAGAAACUGAUUCAGCUUUGGAUGGCUGAAGGGUUGCUUGGGCCAUCUGAUAGAGAGAUGGAAGAUAGAGGUGAUAGGAAUUUUAAUGACUUGCUUGCACGGUCAUUUUUCCAAGAUUUCCAAAAGGAUGAUCUUGGAAACGUAAUCUGUUACAAGAUGCAUGAUCUUGCUUUGUCGGUGACAAAAUCAGAGACAGUGAUUUGGAAGGCUGGUUCAGUUAUAGGCAGUAAAGUUUGUAUCCGACAUCUAAAUCUCAUUUCCUGUGAGAGAAAUGAAGAAGUAUUUCUAAAGGAUGGUGCUAGAAAAUGGCGUACAUUAUUCUCAGGAUUCCUUAACAAGUCUUGGGAAUUCAGAAGUUUGCGAAGUCUGACCUUGAAUGAUGCUCGUAUGACAGCGUUGCCAGAUUCAAUUUGCAGGAUGAAACUUUUGAGGUAUCUAGACGUUUCACGAACAGAUAUCAAAGUGCUCCCGAAAUCUAUCACGAAGCUCUAUCAUUUGCAAACCUUAAGAUUCAGCGAGUGCUGGUCACUCAAAAAGCUUCCCAACAAAAUGGAAUAUUUGGUGAGCUUGAGACAUAUUGACUUUAGUCAUACGCCAGCUCAUGUUGGAUGCUUAACUGGUCUUCGAACACUGCCAUUGUUUGAAGUGGGUCAGGAUAAGGGCCACAAAAUUGAAGAGCUGGGAUGCUUGAAGGAACUAGGAGGGGAGUUGAGAAUAGUCAAUCUGGAGCAUGUAAGAGACAAAGAAGAAGCCAAGGGAGCAAACCUGUCUGGAAAAUCAAAGAUUAACUCAUUGGUAUUGGUAUGGAAUCCAAGCAGCGGCUCCAGGAUCAAUGAGAAGGAUGUGUUGGAAGGCCUCCAGCCUCACCCAAACAUACGAAGCUUAGAGAUUGAGAAUUACAAGGGUGAUGAAUUCCCACCAUGGCUUUUAAAACUCAAUAAUUUGGUGGUGCUGAAAUUGAAAGGCCAUUUUCCUCAUCUUGAAAUUCUUGAGUUAGAAGAAUUGGAUAGUUUAAGUUAUAUCGUCAGUGGAUUUAGAACAAUGGCUGCAGCUUUGUGUCCAGCUUUAAAAAGAGUGUCUCUAAAGCGCAUGAAUAAUCUAAUGGAAUGGACAGUACCUGGAGCAGCAGCUGGUGGAAUGGAAGUAGCAUUUCCUUGCCUUGAAGAGUUGGAAUUUAAUAGGUGUCCGAAGUUGAAAAGCAUUCCAUUUAUGAGGCAUUUUUCAUCAAAACUUGUAAGAUUGACAAUCAGAGACUGUGAUGCAUUGAGUCAUAUAUCUGGUGGAGUACAAGUACUAUUUCCUCUUCUCGAAGAGUUGUACAUUGAACGUUGCAAGGAGUUGAAAAGCAUUCCAUCAACGAGCCAUCUCUCAUCAAAACUUUUAAGAUUGACAAUCAGACACUGUGAUGCAUUGAGUGAUAUGUCUGGCGAAUUUCAAGCCUCUAUGACAUCUUUUAAAUAUUUAACCAUAGAGCAUUGUUCCAAUCUGGCAUCCAUUCCAAGCCUUCAAAACUGCACAGCUCUGAAGGUAUUGUCUAUUUAUAAGUGCUCUAAGGUGGUGCCUAUUAUUCUAGAAUUGCAUUCUCUUAGAAGUGUAUCCAUCCGUUCGUGUGAAGAAGCAUGUGUUCGAAUUAGGUGGCCACUAUCCUGCGCAAAUCUGGAGGAUUUGAAAAUAGAGCACUGCAGGGAGCUUAUCUUUGAUGAUGAUUUACAUGGAGGAGAAUUGUUGCCUUCUUCUUGUCUUCAAUCACUAGUCAUUAUGCGUUGUGAAUGCUUGAAGUCUGUUCCUGAUGGUUUAGAAAGAAGACUGCAUUCGCUUGUUCGAUUAGAUAUCAGUGGGUGUCCGAAUUUAAGUCAUAUUCCGGAAGAAUUCUUUCGCGGCCUCAACCAAUUGGAGGUAUUGCACAUUGGUGGUUUCUCAGAGGAAUUGGAGGCAUUUCCUGGAAUGAAUUCAAUCCACCACCUGAGUGGUUCCCUCAAAGAGCUAAAGAUAAUUGGAUGGAAGAAACUGAAGAGUCUACCAAAUCAACUUCGACACCUCAUCUCCCUUAAGAGAUUAAAGAUCUAUGGUUUCAACGGAGAGGAAUUUGCGGAAGCUUUGCCACAUUGGUUAGCCAACCUUUCUUCUCUUCAAGAGCUUACAAUUUCGGAAUGUCAGAAUCUCAAGUAUCUUCCAAGUUCAACUGCCAUGCAACGCCUCUCCAAAUUAACACUUCUGGACAUUAGGAGUUGUCCGCUUCUUGAUCGAAAUUGCUUAAAGGGCAGCGGGUCUGAGUGGCCCAAGAUUUCUCAUAUCCCAAGUAUCAAUAUAGGACUAGAGCGCAACUCCUCCAAUAUUAAAUAAAUAGCAAGCGAGGGAGCACAAUCUUAUUAUCAAUUUCAUCAGCUGGAUUUCUCGCUGGCUUAAUCUUUAACAUAACCAGGAGACGGCGAUCCGGUACAAAAGAGACAAGCCCUCCGUGCUGCACAGCCAGCCCCUCGCUUUGACUUCUGACAGAUUUUUUUCUCAGGGUUGAUGUUUCUCCCGAUUUGGAGUCCUGGCAGGAGCAGCAGUGGAUCAAGAAAUCAAUCUGCCUUUCACAUGUUCUACUUUCCUUCACUCUUUUAUCUCAUUUUACCACCUGCAAUUCUGAAACGAAAAGGUGUUUUCUCAUUCAGAUGGUUUACUAGCCCAAACAAGUGAAAGCAUUUCGAGAACAGCAAGGACAAAUGGUGAAAUAUAGAGGACCGGAUAAAGAGGCAGGCUAGAACAUGAAAUGCUUUUGACUAUGUGAGCUUGGGAAAAGGUUAAGGGGGAAAAGUCUUCUUGAGUUUGUUAGACAAUUAUUCAACAUUACUGUUUAUCAGUGCAAUGCAUGAAAUGCUUUUGGUUACUGUUGCGAGACUUAAAGUUGGUGAUUCACUGGAAUUACUCUUAUUUAGGGAUUGGAGCGGAGAUGGGGACUCCAUUAACUCACUGAGGUAUUUGGCGUCGCAGAUAGUGUCAGGUUUCUCUAUGAGAUUAUUAACCAUCCAAUCCCUUGUGUUGAAGUUGAUGCAACAUGCAUGGUCUCCCAGCAAACAAACCAGCCCCUGGAGUUGACUGAAGGACUGCACCGCAGCAGCACAUGAUAGAAAAUUCUUGCCGGAGAGUGAUAGUUGAGUAACGAUUGAUUCAAGCCCGUCACAAGGUGCCAGAGUAGAUUUCUAAGCAAGAUCGAGUAUAGAGUGAGGAAAGUGUCAAUUGUGUAUUUAUAAAAUGCUUAACAGAAUUAUUAAUCCAUGAAAUAACUUUUACAUUGUUUGCUUCCGA